AGAACGUUCUGGACUCUUGGAUGUGCUAAGACCUUCUCAAAGAUCAUGAAAUACUUGCUCCUGAAUCUUUUGGUAUUUUUUAUCCUGUUCCAGCUGUUUCCAGUCUGCAGGUGCAGCAAAGCUUGCUGGGUCUUAAGAGGACACUGCAGGAAACACUGCAGAUCUGGAGAGCGAGUGAGAAAGCCAUGCAGCAAUGGGGACUACUGCUGUACGGCAAGCAAGAUGAACCAUCUGCCCCAGGCACCCAAAAAUGCACUUAGCCGUACCGGAAGUGUGCCAGUAGCAGUCCUCAAGAGUGACAACAAAUAAGUUAGAAUUAAACUGAUCUGCAGAGCAGGCAGUGCCAGCUCAAGUGUCUCCCAAGUGUCCAUUAAAUCCGUGACUUCA
Messenger RNA from Mus musculus (house mouse), 387 nucleotides. Its product is annotated as predicted gene, 17416. Gene Ontology annotation, biological process: innate immune response; defense response to bacterium. The coding region runs from base 46 to 309 and encodes 87 amino acids. The transcript has 2 exons. Lineage: Eukaryota; Metazoa; Chordata; Mammalia; Rodentia; Muridae. The record is from RefSeq and is marked validated. Gene Ontology annotation, cellular component: extracellular region.